Messenger RNA from Sphaerodactylus townsendi, 11018 nucleotides. Its product is annotated as sodium channel protein type 2 subunit alpha-like. Lineage: Eukaryota; Metazoa; Chordata; Lepidosauria; Squamata; Sphaerodactylidae. Gene Ontology annotation, molecular function: voltage-gated sodium channel activity. Gene Ontology annotation, biological process: neuronal action potential; sodium ion transmembrane transport; membrane depolarization during action potential. Gene Ontology annotation, cellular component: voltage-gated sodium channel complex; plasma membrane; axon. The record is from RefSeq and is a predicted model, not a curated record.
GGAGAAAGCGAGGGACCUGCAGCUUCACGUGCGGCGGGGUUGCCAAGUCCACCUGCGGGGCAUGGGGGCAAGUCAUUCUUCCAUAAGAGUUAACCGUAACUAAAAUUUGCAGAAUGAAAAGAUGGCACAAGCGCUGGUGGCACCACCUGGACCCGAAUGCUUCUUCCGUUUCACAAAGGAAUCCCUUGCAGCUAUCGAGCAGCGAAUUAAGGAAGAAAAUGCAAAUCAAACAGAACAAGAACCAGAGGAUGACAGCAGUGAAAACAAACCAAAGCCAAACGCUGACUUGGAGGCAGGGAAGAAGCUGCCCUUCAUUUAUGGAGACACGCCUCCAGGAAUGGUGUCUGUGCCCUUGGAAGACUUGGACCCUUACUACGCAAACAAAAGAACUUUUAUAGUAUUGAACAAAGGGAAGACCAUCUUCAGAUUCAGUGCCACACCUGCCUUGUACUUGUUAAGCCCUUUCAAUAUUCUUAGAAGAAUUUCUAUUAAGAUUUUGGUGCACUCAUUAUUCAGCAUGUUUAUUAUGUGCACUAUUCUGUCAAACUGUGCAGUCAUGACCCAGAGUGAACCUCGCGAAUGGACAAAAUAUGUCGAAUACACUUUCACUGGAAUUUACACAUUUGAGUGCCUCAUAAAAAUUUUUGCAAGAGGUUUUUGUAUAGAUGCUUUUACAUUCCUUAGAGACCCUUGGAAUUGGCUUGAUUUCACUGUCAUUUUAUUUGCGUAUGUAACAGAAUUUGUAAACCUAGGCAAUGUUUCAGCUCUUCGAACUUUCAGAGUAUUGAGAGCUUUGAAAACUAUUUCUGUAAUUCCAGGCCUAAAAACUAUUGUAGGGGCCCUGAUUCAAUCUGUGAAGAAGCUCUCAGAUGUAAUGAUCCUUACUGUGUUUUGUCUGAGUGUGUUUGCCCUUGUGGGGUUGCAACUUUUUAUGGGCAACUUGAGGCAUAAAUGUGUGCAGUGGCCUCCAAGAAAUUCUUCUGAAGCCAAUGAAUUAGAUGCCAACUGGACUGAGUAUGUUUGGACUGUGUACAUUUACCAAGAAGAAUUGUAUUACAAGUUGCCAGAUGCAAAGGAUCCCUUGCUUUGUGGUAAUGGUUCAGAUGUUGGCCAAUGUCCUGAUGGGUACAGGUGUUUAGAAACUGGUGAAAACCCCAAUCUUAGCUGCUCCUGAAAAAACUUUGAUUCUUUUCCCUGGGCCUUUUUGACACUUUUUCGGCUGAUGACUCAAGACGCCUGGGAAAACCUUUAUCAACUGACCUUGCGGGCUGCUGGCAAAGUAUACAUGGUCUUUUUUGUCCUGGUAAUCUUCCUGGGGUCUUUCUAUCUGAUCAACUUGAUCCUGGCUGUCGUCGCCAUGGCCUAUGAGGAACAGAAUCAAGCCACCAUCGAAGAAGCGGAGCGGAAAGAGGCUGAAUAUCAGCAGAUGCUUGAAGAGCUGAAAAGGCACCAAGAGGAAGCUCAGGCAAUAGCGGCAGCAGCGGCAGAAUACAGAGACAUCAGUGGCGAAGGUGGGGGCGGGAGACUUUCCAAAACUUCAUCAGAAUUGUCAAGACUCAGCUCAAAAAGUGCUAAAGAAAGAAGAAACCGACGGAAAAAAAGGCAGAGAGAGCUGUCUUUAAGCAACGAUACAGCUGAUGGAAAAAAUAUCCCUAAAUCUGAAUCGGAUGGUAGCAUCAAAAAAGGAGUCGUCCCCUAUGAAAAGAGGUUCUAUUCUCCUCCAUACCAGUCAACGCUGAGCGUGUUUUCGCCAAGCCGCCCUCGCCGAACCAGUCUUUUCAGCUUCAAAAGUCAGAUCGUCGAAGGGGGAUCAGAGAAUGAUGCCGAUAGUGAGCACAGCACAAUCGAAGACAACGGGAGCUGUAACGGUUCCUUUUUCGUCCUGCGCCGCAGCAGCAUACUUAGUCAGUCCAUGAGGCCUUCGUGGCCGGUUAACGGAAAGAUGCAAAGCAGCGUGGAUCGUAAUGGGGUGGUUUCCUUGGUAGGAGGACCGCCAGCACUCCGGUCGCCCACAGGACAGCUUCUCCCAGAGAGCACUACUAGCGAAAGCCGGAAGAGGCGGUCAAGUUCUUUUCAGCUGUCAAUGGAUUUAUUGGAAGACCCCACCUUAAGGCAAAGAGCAAUGAGUAUCGCAAGCAUAAUCACAAACACAAUGGAAGAACUUGAGGAAUCCCGGCAGAAGUGUCCGCCUUGCUGGAAUAAAUUUGCCCACACUUACUUGAUCUGGAACUGUUGUGAUACAUGGUUAAAAAUAAAGAAAAUUGUCCAUUUAAUUGUGAUGGAUCCAUUUGUUGAUCUUAGCAUUACCAUCUGCAUAGUUCUAAACACUCUAUUCAUGGCCAUGGAACAUCAUCCAAUGGAAAAGUCUUUUGAAGAAGUUCUUAAAACUGGAAACCUGGUCUUCACUGGGAUCUUCACUGCUGAAAUGGUCCUCAAGAUAAUAGCUAUGGAUCCUUACUAUUAUUUCCAAGAAGGCUGGAAUAUUUUUGAUGGCAUUAUUGUCAGCCUCAGUUUAAUGGAGCUGGGUCUUGCAAAUGUGGAAGGAUUGUCAGUUCUACGAUCAUUCAGAUUGCUUCGGGUCUUCAAGCUGGCAAAAUCCUGGCCAACUUUAAAUAUGCUCAUAAAGAUUAUUGGGAACUCGGUUGGUGCUCUAGGAAAUCUGACCUUGGUCCUGGCCAUCAUUGUUUUCAUUUUUGCUGUGGUUGGCAUGCAACUGUUUGGUAAAAACUAUGUGGCGUGUGUCUGCAAAAUUGAUGACGACUGCACACUUCCACGCUGGCACAUGAAUGACUUUUUCCACUCUUUCUUGAUCAUCUUCCGAAUUCUUUGUGGAGAAUGGAUAGAGACUAUGUGGGACUGUAUGGAAGUUGCAGGUCAGACCAUGUGCCUGAUUGUAUUUCUGCUCGUCAUGGUGAUUGGAAACCUGGUGGUACUGAACCUCUUUCUGGCGUUGUUAUUGAGCUCUUUCAGUUCAGACAGUCUUUCCGCUACAGAAGAGGACACAGAUGCAAAUAAUCUCCAGAUUGCUAUAGCAAGGAUUCAUAGGGGAAUCGAUUUUGUGAAGAAACAACUGUAUGAAUUUGUCCAAACUAUUUGUUUUCAAAAAAGUAAGGCUGCCACAGCUAUUAAAACAGCUGGUGAACAAAACAACAAGAACGGUGGGGGCAUUCCCAAUCAUACUGUAGCUGAAAUCAGCCGUGCUCUAGAAUAUCACCAGGAUAAAAGCACAGCUGCAAUUUUUGUGGAUUGCUGUGAUCCCAUGUCAUUUAUCAACAAUUCAAGUCUCACCGUCACAGUACCCAUUGCUCUGGGAGAAUCUGACUUUGACCCUGGAAAUACAGAGGAAGUUAGCAGUAUAUCUGAAGUUGAGGAAAUGAAAGAGAAAUUAAGUAUUUCCAGUUCCACUGAUUGUAGCACAGUUGAAGUUGAUCACCUGGGAGAUGAAGAAGCAGAAGCUUUGCUCGAUGACCCAACAGAACCAAAAGCUUGUUUUACUGAAGACUGUGUACGGAAAUUCAGAUGCUGCCAAGUGAGCAUAGAAGCUGGGACAGGCAGAUGCUGGUGGAACCUUCGCAAAACUUGCUACAGGAUUGUGGAGCACAGCUGGUUUGAAACCUUCAUUGUCUUCAUGAUUCUUCUCAGCAGUGGUGCUUUGGCUUUUGAAGACAUCUAUAUCGAACAACGUAAGACUAUCAAGAUUGUCCUUGACUAUGCAGACAAACUCUUCACGUUUAUCUUCAUUCUGGAAAUGAUUCUUAAAUGGGUGGCUUAUGGCUUUCAAGUCUACUUCACUAACGCUUGGUGUUGGCUGGAUUUCUUGAUUGUUGAUGUGUCCAUAGUGAGUCUAACAGCUACCGCUUUGGGUUAUUCUGAAUUUGGAGCCAUUAAAUCACUUCGGACGCUAAGAGCGCUGAGACCUCUGAGAGCCUUAUCACGAUUUGAAGGAAUGAGGGUGGUUGUGAACGCCCUCAUUGGAGCCAUACCAUCUAUUAUGAACGUACUUCUCGUUUGUCUUAUAUUCUGGCUAAUUUUCAGUAUCAUGGGGGUGAAUCUAUUUGCUGGCAAAUUUUACCAUUGUAUUAACACCACAACUGGAAAGAACAUGGAGGAUGAAUUAAUUCAGAACAAAACCGAUUGUGAACGUUUCAACAUUACUAACGAGACGAGAUGGGUAAAUGUGAAAGUAAACUUUGAUAAUGUUGGAACUGGAUAUCUUUCACUACUACAAGUGGCCACCUUUAAGGGAUGGAUGCCUAUAAUGUAUGCAGCUGUUGAUUCAAGAAAGGUCAACCAACAGCCAAUCUAUGAGGACAGCCUUUAUAUGUAUAUUUACUUUGUCAUCUUUAUUAUAUUUGGUGCAUUCUUCACCCUGAAUCUUUUCAUUGGUGUCAUAAUUGAUAACUUCAACCAACAGAAAAAGAAGUUAGGAGGUCAAGACAUAUUUAUGACAGAAGAACAGAAGAAGUAUUACAAUGCAAUGAAAAAACUGGGGUCCAAGAAACCACAAAAGCCUAUCCCUAGACCUGCAAAUGCAUUCCAGGGUAUCAUUUUUGAUUUGGUCACCAAGCAAGCAUUUGAUAUUGCCAUCAUGGUCCUUAUCUGUCUCAAUAUGUUUACCAUGAUGGUAGAAACAAACGACCAGACUAAAAAAAUGACAGACACUUUGUACUGGAUCAAUGUGGUUUUCAUUAUCCUUUUCACGGGAGAGUUCAUCCUGAAAUUGAUUGCACUCCGUUAUUACUAUUUCACAAUUGGUUGGAAUAUAUUUGACGUCGUGGUUGUUAUUCUCUCCAUUGUAGGUAUGUUUCUAGCAGACCUUAUUGAGAAAUACUUUUUGUCCCCUACCUUGUUCCGAGUUAUCCGACUUGCCAGGAUAGGUCGAAUCCUGCGGCUUAUCAAGGGAGCUAAAGGGAUCCGUACUCUGCUUUUCGCCUUGAUGAUGUCUCUGCCUGCCUUGUUUAACAUUGGUCUCCUGCUUUUUCUCAUCAUGUUCAUCUACGCUAUCUUUGGAAUGUCCAACUUUGCUUAUGUUAAAAAGGAAGAAGGGAUUGAUGACAUGUUCAAUUUUGAAACCUUUGGCAACAGCAUGAUCUGCCUUUUUCAAAUUACCACCUCCGCUGGUUGGGAUGGUUUGCUAGCCCCCAUUCUCAACAGCGGGCCCCCAGACUGUGACCCUGAGAAAGAUAAUCCAGGAAGCUCAACCAAAGGAGAUUGUGGCAAUCCUUCUGUUGGGAUUUUCUUCUUUGUCAAGUUCACAUUAUCAUAAUCAUUUCUAGUUGUGGUAAACAUGUACAUUGCAGUUAUUCUGGAGAACUUUGGUGUUGCUACAGAAGAAAGUGCUGAGCCUUUAGGUGAAGAUGACUUUGAAAUGUUCUAUGAAGUCUGGGAAAAAUUUGAUCCAGAUGCAACUCAGUUUAUAGAAUACUGUAAUCUUUUUGAUUUUGCUGCCUCUUUAGAGCCUCCUCUUCUAAUCCCCAAACCAAAUAAGAUACAACUUAUUGCAAUGGACUUGCCUAUGGUAAGUGGAGACAGAAUUCACUGCCUUGACAUCUUGUUUGCCUUCACAAAACGUGUUUUGGGUGAAAGCGAUCAACUGGAUACCCUUCGGGUUCAAAUGGAAGAUCGGUUUAUGGCAGCCAAUCCUUCUAAAGUCUCCUAUGAACCAAUCACAACUACACUGAAACGAAAACUUGAGGAAGAGUCUGCUAAAAUUAUUCAGCGAGCUUUUCGGUUGUACCGCUUGAAGAGAACUGUAAUCAAAGUUUCAUUCAUGUACGAAAAAGAUGAAGAUGACUUUACUAUAAAAAAUGACAUGAUUAUUGAUAAAUUAAGUUUGAACUCAACUCUGCAGAAGACAGACAGGAGCUCCUCCACAACGUCGCCUCCUUCGUAUGACAGCGUAACAAAGCCCGACAAAUAUGAGCAGGAAACACCAGAAAAAGAAGAUAAAAAUGUUUCAAGUGACAGGAACAUGUAAAAGGGAACAAAAGGAACAAAACAGUUCUGUUCGCAACAUAUUGUUUACAGCAUAAAGGAACGCUAAUGCCAACAGGAAAGUUAAUGCCAAACUAAUCAUUUCCAAAGUUAUCCAUUAUCAUACAUACAUGCACCUAAGGUCAGAAUUUAAUACAAACCAGCUGUCAUCUUACUGGGGACUUGGUAAUUUAGUAACAGGUCCAUCGAGACAGUACUGUUCUUCUUACCAGCUGGCAUGGAUGAAGAAGGCUGCACAGAAUGGCUACAGACUGUCAAAAUAUACCACUGAUAAUGGGUAUGUUAACUAAAACACCCCAGUGCUGCAGUAAUUGUACCAGUGUGUUUGUUUCAACAGCUACAUAUGUCUCGUCUGACAAAUGUCUAUGGGUGCAGUUAUAUUUCAGAUUCCAGAUCACUGUUUCUUAUUACAUUGAGCACAGGAGCUGAGUGCUCUUUCUCAGAUAUUUGUUUUACACCUCAUUUUACCCCCUCUUUAGCACUUAAUGACAAUGUAACUCUUAGGAGCCUUAUUCAUUGUGGGCUUGGCUGAAUGCAAACCACACAAGCGAAAGUCUUGGCUCUGCUGCAACAAGUUUGAGUUCUGUCAGUAAGAAGUGUAUCCUGUAGGUGGAACUGUCAAAGGAAUUUUUGAGGGUGCUGCUUUUAGUGUCAGUACGUCACCUCCAUCAAGAUUAACAUUUUGAAAGAAUGUGAUAGUGAAAUGGGAUGCUAAAGCAUCCAUGGGGAAGUUGCAUUUUUGGUUCAGAGCUUUAACAAGACUGAAGUUUUAUGUGAACAUACCGAAGAGUUUUGUCCAAAUUUGUCCCAGUGGUCUCUAAAGCACCCCCCGCCCUGAAUAAGAGGCAACUAAAGGUUUUACAGCAAAUUUGGAAGUGUUUUUUGGAGCUUGGUGUUCCAAGAGACCCCUUAGGAGUUCCAGAGUGAGGAGAAAAUCGCGAGUGAAUGGUGGAAUGCACCUUUUCAUGUGGUUAACUAAAAGAUGCUAGAACUUCUAUAGAAAGCUCCUGUAGGAGGGAAAAGCAGUAUUAUAUCUUAAUCUACCUGAUAUUAAAAGUAUUCCAGUGUCAUUUUAAAAGUGAUUCGAAGGAUCAGGAAAGCAAGGUAGGGCACAAGACAAGCUAAUAAGUAGUUAUGAUAUAAAUUAGUGCUUGUUAUGCUAGAGAGGAAUAACUUUGGGUUAAACUGGUCAUGACGACCACAGGACCAACCUGUGGUCACCAAUUCUGUUUCAGAGGAGAAUUUAGCCAAGCAACAGCAACAGAUCUUGAUCCCCCCCCCCUUUGUGUAUUAACAGAGCAAUUUGUGGAACUAUUAAAAUGGCUGAAUUCUCCUCUAAAAUGGCAUCAGUGUGGCAACCAUCACAUCUAGUUUGGCCCUAAGGUUCUGACAAGGAAGGAAUUUCCCCACGUCAACAUUUUGAAUGAAAGGGACAACCUGAUACACAGACCAUUGCCCACACUGAAAUAUCUGAAACCUGCACAGAGGAUUACAGGUGAAAUUGAAAGUCUAGGAAGUUGUGUAGCACUUUAUUGAUAAGACAGGUGUAAAAUCCACAUGGGUUCUCUUUUUGUGCAAAACUCUUUGAAGGGGUUGGGCUAGUUUUCACCAGGGUCACCAUUUUUCUAUUCCUCAUAAUCCCCUCUAAUUUUUUAGGCUUCAAAUUUUGUGCAUUUUUUGAGAUAUUUUCCUUCAGAAGAAAAUCCAAUCCAGGAUAUCUGUGAAAUAUAAGAAUGCAAAAGCCACACGGAUUUUAAAUUUCUGUUUUUGUGUGUUUGUGUCCCCAAAAUCAGUUCAUCAAUUUCUAUUUCUAAACAGAGUAACAACAGUAUGUCAGAAUCAGUCCAGACAAACAUAUACAUAUGCUAAAACACGGUGAAGUAUGAUGACCAUCCAUGCCCCCUUGUUUGUUCAGUUUGGAGGGUACUGUCAUAAAAAAAAGAUUUCUCUCACACAGAGACAAAACACAAGCAUAUCCCAUAACUGGCGAUGACAGAAUAUGGCCAGAAGCCUGCGUUCAAAACAACACUACUUACUUCAGAUAAUUUAUUAGUCCCAUGUUUAUUUUUAUUAGAUUUUAAAGGUAUUUCUCAGUUCUGCAUUCUUUACUUGAAAGUGUUAGUUUACUCUGAUAACUCUUCUGUAUUCAGAUAAGAGAUUUGCAUGAAGGCAUGCUGUACCUUAUAGCUCAUGCAUGGAGAACAAAAUUAUGAAGUAGCAAAGAGCAGCAGAGUCAUGGUGGCAUAAUUUUAGGUAUUCAUGUUAUGAAAUACCAGAAGAAAGCUAGAUGCACCUAUAAAAUUUGCAAUCAGUAUGUAAACUUUAGAACAGCGGGGGGAUAAUUUUCUUUCUGCUUUCCAUACCGCUAGCAACAGCGCACUCCAUAAUGAAUCCACUGAACUAGCCCCAGUUUAAAAAAAACCUACCUCACAGGGUGUUUAUUGUGAGGGGGGAAGGGCAAGGAGAUUGUAAGCCCCUUUGAGUCUCCUACAGGAGAGAAAGGGGAGAUAUAAAUCCAAGCUCCUCUUCUUAUGCCUGCCUUAUUUCGCAAAAUUUACUUUCAUUUGGUAUACUGAGGACACACAUAGCUUUAAUAUCCUUAAUCCAUUUGGUCAUAAUCUUUACCAAAUGUUAAAUCUGUCUAGGAUAUUAAAAGAUUCCAAGAAGAGUCACAGACUCAAGGAGUUGGAAAGGAUCGUACAGGCCAUCUCGUCCAACCCCUGUUCAAUGUAGGAUGAGCCUAAAGCAUCCCUGACAAGUUUUUGUCCAGCCACUACUUAAAGACUGCCAGUGAGGGAAGGUCACCAUCUCCCUAGGUAGCUGAUUCAACUAUUGACCAACUCUUACUGUAAAAUAUUUUUUUUCUAAUAUCCAGCCCACAUUUUUCUGCCCGUAAUUUAAGACCAUUAUUGAGAGUCUUGUCCUCUGUUGCCAAUAGGAACAACUCUCUACCCUUCUCUAAGUGGCAGCCUGUCAAUACUUAAAGAGAGCAACCAUGUCCUCCUUCUCCAGACUAAACAUGCUCAAGUCUUUUAGACUUUCCUCAUAGUCUCCAGGCCCCUGAUCAUCUGUGUUGCUCUCCUCUGCACCCACUCUCCUUUGGUUCCAGCUAUUUAUAGCAUGUACCAUAAUGGUGUAAAUUAAAUCAAUGUAACUCUGUUAGGUUUUGUUCAGAAACAACACUUAUCCACAGCCUUCCCUCUUCCAAGCUGACUUUAUCAAUAACUGCCUCUUGAAUCAAGACAUGGGGCUGAAAGUUAGCAAUGUGUUUGUGCAAAGAAGUAAUGCCCCUGAGCACAUGAGUAUUUACAUGCGAGCCUUCUGUUUGAGUGUGCGAGCUUUCAACCGAUAUUAAUGUUCCAAUCUACACCAUUAAAAUAAUAAAGCAAGGGUUGCAGAUCCUCUGCAACUAUGGGUUUGUAAUUGAAUUGUCUAAAAUGGUGUGAGGUUGAGGAGCAGGCAUUUCAUGGAUCCCAGCUUUCUCCUUCCCUUUCACUAUUAUUUUAAACAAAUGGAUUUUAGUUCAUAGGUGUAUAGAAGGGACUUAGUUAUGGCUCAUGCACUUAGCAAGAUUCCCUUUGGUCAGACGGUAGAGCAUCAGUGCCUUACAUAGUUCCCUGGUGCUCUUCCACAUAAUAAUCCUCUGUAUUCUACCAGUUCUCAUUCCCGCUCUGUUUCAUGUCCUCUAUCAUCCUAGGGUUGAAUCCAGCCAAAAUUGUUGCUCAGUCUUGCCCAGUCAUUCUUCUUAUUAUAUCCCCAUCUAAUAUGGCUUUUGAGCUACAGAUUCUAUGAUCUCUCCUUUUUCAGCAGUGGAAAAUGGGUUGUAUCCAAUCCACCGUCUUAAGUAAAAAUCCUAAAUGUUUUGAAAAUGCAAUUAUUUCAAGAUGAAUAAAUGUACACAAAAAGUUAGGAAUGCUUUAUCAUUAUCCCAUUCACAAAAUUUGGGGGGUUUUUGGGUGUAGCAUCUGGAUUUUCUGGUUCAGAAUACAUACAGCCCUGCAUAGGAUUAUCUUGUGCUGAUGCACCUUCCAGAAGCCGAAUAUGGGAAGUUGUGUGUCAGUGGCAGAAGAAAUGAAUAGCAGAAAUAAGAGUUUUAAGUUAGCAACAGCUUGAUACUGCUCACGUGUCAAUUUUAAAAAAUGUGUAGCAUAUAAAGUUUUGCAGACAUCUUAAUUUGUUUUUAAUGGAAUUUCUAUAACUUUUAAUAUUAACAUAUUGAUACUUUUUAAAAAUUUUGGUUUUUAAAUUAUCAGUUUGUAGCUAGAAUCAGAAUUAUAACUGCAUUGUUUGCUUGUUUAUUUAUUUGAAGUUAUAUUGUACACAUUAGACGAUUUCACACACACAUUGGGACAGAAACCUUCCAGGUUAUAGUCACAAACAUUUUUUUUACUUGGAUGCUUUCUCUCCUGUUCCUACUGUAUUCUCAUUGAGAAACAUAGGGAGCAAAUGUAAGCCAGCCUACUCAAGAAAGUAAGUCCCAUUUUAUUCAGUAAAGCUAGCUCUUGGGAAAGCGUUCUUCGGAUUGCAGCCAUAAAGAGGAAAACAGAUUCUAACCAGUUUAAAUGUAAAAUAAUUUCAGAUAGAAGGGGUCACUUGCUUCUGAACAGAUUUAUCUCUAGGAGUGGCAAAUCAGAAAGAUCUUUGAUCUCCUAAUGCUCUUUGCAUUGGGCAUUCUGGACUUCUAUUUCAAGGACUAUUUCAUCUUUUGCAGUAUUUUUUUUACAGAUAGUUAUUCUUCUUGAUCUGUACUGCAUUAGAACUGUUUUAAAUAUAAUACAGGGCCCAAAAGCUGUUCUUGUUUUUCUUCUUUCCACAAGAACAUAUUAGUAAAUUCAUAACCAGCCAUAUCAGCAUAUUUUGUUUUUCUAACUGCGGGGAAACAAAAAUAAACUUAUUCUUUUACUUUGGCUAUUGACUAGUAAUAUAUAUUGAUGAACUGCAUGACGGAGAAUAUUUUAGCACAAAUAACAGUAAACUACAUGACUACCAAGACAAAUGAAUAAAGCUGAUAAUUUUUUGUCAUA